Molecule: messenger RNA, 3858 nt
Organism: Trichomycterus rosablanca
Lineage: Eukaryota; Metazoa; Chordata; Actinopteri; Siluriformes; Trichomycteridae
Gene: kansl1l
Product: KAT8 regulatory NSL complex subunit 1-like
Exons: 16
Coding region: 104-2815 (903 amino acids)
Cellular component (GO): NSL complex
Molecular function (GO): histone acetyltransferase binding
Source: RefSeq, a predicted model, not a curated record
UUUCUGGAUUUAUGAUUUUAUUAUUAUUUUAUUAUUAAAUCACGAGUUCCGCUCAAGAUCAGAUGAUCAAGGUCCACUGGCCUGUUUAAGAAAUUGGACCAGAAUGACACCAGCCCUCAACAAGAGAUCAGAAAAAGUGAGAAGGAUUCAAGUUGCAUCUCCUAUUUUAACCGGACCUGUGGAUCAUAUCGGUGCUGUGCUCGGUUUGGAAAUGAUGGACGACAGCUUUGCUAGAUUUUGCAUGAACCUCACCUCUCCGCCCCUCCUGAAUCCCUGCAGCCCCAAAAGAUCUUUGAAGCUUCCUGAGACGUUCCUACCAUCCCUGAUCCACAGUUUAGCUUCUUAUGGAACUGCACAUCCAAACACUGAACCUUCAGAGAAGCACAGUGCUGAUUCUCAGUCGCUUUAUGGUUUUGAUGGAGGUUGCUUGGAUUUAAAAGGUCGAAGAAGUGAUGUUGCAGAAGAGCGGCGUGAGAACCUUACAGAGCUGGAUCAGGAGGUUAUUCCAUCUAUUCCCGUACAGCAGCGAUGGGAGCGUGAAUCUGCAGAAACUGUAACUCAGCUUGUGCUUUUAUCAGAAAGAUCAAGCCGAAAUGACCACGUUGUACAGAACGAUGAUUUUGAAUCGUUUCCCAGUUUGCUGCCCUCCACUCUCACGGUGACUCGGGAGGAAGUGGAAGCUUGGAAGAAGUUUCUUACUGAUCAAAAUGCUGCCAUGAGAACUCGUACAAAGCGAGUGAAACAGAGACUCUGUGCAAUGCUGGCUGAACAUACAUUACAGCACUGUGAUGAGCAGCUGGAAGCACUGAGGAAAAAACUUUCACCCAGUUCUCCCAGUGGUGGCUUCAUCAGUCCUGAUCACUCAUCAAUGCCUCUGGGUUCCUCUGGGUUAAAUGUUUCAUCAGGGCAGCAGGAUGGAAGUUUCCUCUGCAGCUCAUCUGAUUCCUCUGUAAAGAAUCGUUCAGAGUCUGAGGAGUUAACCGGAGAAGUUCAGAGGUUGGCAUGGUGUGGACGGGCAGCGUUACGCCAGGUUCAGGAGGCUCUGGACUCAGAUGCCACAGAAAGCAGCUCAGAUGAGGAGUGGGAACCGGAAAUGACCAAAGGAGACAAACACAGCACAGACUGUCUGGGCUGUGAGUGGACGUUCCACUGUGGGAGAGCGAGGUUAGGAAGUGAGUGGACGUGGCUGAAGCUCCGACUGUCUGAGCUGGAUCUGAGGAUUGAUCAGAUCUCACAGCUCCAUCAGCACCUCGUUACCAACAAGGGAAGUGUGGCAUUGGCUACGUCUCAGCCUCUGACGGACAGGCAGAUUCAGCAGACGCUCUUGAGUGAGACGGCUGGUUUAUCGUUCACAGCGAGGGGCGUAAACAGUCAGAAUCCUGAUCUCGACACCGAGCCCGUCAGCCCAGCGCGUCUGCUCAGGAACAUCGAGCGACAGAGCGCUCAGCUCAGUCAGAUCGUCAACAGUCUGAUGAUUCCACCGACCAUCUCACCCUCCUGCUCUCCUGAACCCAAAACCUUCAACCGCUGGAGAGGCCCGAGGAAAAGACCCCUUAGCAGUUCGCUGCCGGGCGUGGCCCUUCACUCCGGCUCCUCGUGUCUGGUAGAGCAGAAGAAGAGACGGGUGUGGCGGGGGGGUCGACGCCCCUCUCAGGUGGACGUUACCUGUGUGUCAGCACGUACUCGCCCGCUAGUGAGCUACUACAAGCCCCGCCUCUACACCAUGGACCAAUCAUCAGCCACGCAGCAGGCAGCAGAUUCGGCGACGCCCCGCUGUGUGAGUGUGUGUUCAGACCCGGCCAGCACAAGCAGUGUUAGCACGAUCGACGCCGCUACAAUCACAGACGAGACACAGAAGCGUUCAGCACCACUCAACACGGCUCACUACAUGGAGGACUGGAUUCAGCCGCCGGUGUUCAGUUUCACACCCUCAAUGUUCAACCACACACACCAGCUACAGACUGGCAGGCGUGUCCAGAACCUCAGGAAACACUCGACCCCCGUCCGGUGGGCACAGGACAGUCAGGAGACACCAGUACAAACCCGCAGACGGGCACUGAAGAGACGGCUCCAGCUCCAGGCCGAUCUGGACCUUUGUGUUUCACCCGUCGGCCCAGUUUCUCCCAGUACUGAGGACAGUGUGGGUGUUCAGGACGCCCUCACACCCCGACACGUCAACACACAACACAAACCUGCACAGUUUGCAGUGCGCAGACGAAACGGUGAAUGUGUUUUUAAUAUAAACAAUGUCAUCCUUCCCACCGUGUCCCUGACCACCCUGAACAUGAUGAAGAAGCUUCAGUGUCUGGAGAUUCUCACACCCAGCUGGAGGCUCGUCAGUCGUUCUCCAGUGAAGAAAGAAGAAGAUUCAGAUCAGGUGGAGCUUCUGUCAGAUAAAGUUUUUACUCAGAGGCAUCAGCGGUUCGAGCGCAGAGAGAAACUGAGAUGGAACUCAUGGCAGAAGAUCAGAAGAUCCAUGCCAAACACCAGACGCUCCAGCAGCCGUGUCGAGAUUUCAGGGGAUUCUGUACCUGUAACCAGCAGCACAACUUCAGAUCCAGCAGGAAUCCAGACUGAGGAAAGAGAGCCUCAGACACCCUGGAAGAGACGCGUCUUCCCCCUGACUGAGGAGGAACAGAAAGCUCUGAGAUGUGAUGGAGACCUGAGGACAGCAGUGGACAGAAUCUGCUCAGAGAAACAGGAACUGGACUCCAGAUUCUCACAGAAGCUUCUGGAGAACAGCGUGUCUAUCCCGCUCUCACACCUCCCCCUGCUGGACACACUGAGAAGUGCAACUAGCCGCCAGAGACAGUAGUGAACAGGUGAGAUGAACUCUGUGUAAACAGAGCUGGACGUGACUCCCAUAAAUCAGAAGAAACUCUGAGCUGAAUAAAACUUCACACUUUACAUUUAUUAAACAUAAACUGUGUGAGUGGCGCUGGGUGGCGCUCAGGUGGUGCAGCUGUCUGUCCGGGUUCGAAUCUCAGUGGUGCUAUCAGUCAGCCAGACAUCUACACAGACAUGAUCAGCUCUGUCUGAGGGCAGGGUGUUCCUGCCCUGCACUCAGUGUUUCAGGGUGCACCGUGACCCUGAUCAGGAUAAAGUGGUUUGACGGAAAUUUAAUUCUUUUGCUGUUUGAACCAUCUCCACACUGGCUGAAGAGAACCACAGACUAGCACUGACUGACCACUUCAUCACACAGUGUUUGAUUCUCCCAGUCAGUUGUUCUGUGUACAGUCAGUCAAUGUCUUACAGACGUGUGUCAGCAUCUCGACCGGACAGCAGAAGUGUUAAGAAACUUCAUCCACCCUCCUCUACAUCAGAAGUGUCCACUUGUGUUUGAGCGCCCAGCCAGGCUGGUAGCACCACUAAAAUUGAACAUGAGCACUGCUGAGACUCCCUGCAGUUAUGGUACAGCAUGUUCGCCCGCAGCGCCACCCGAGCGCUCAGAUAUUUAAUCGUUAGGUCGUGAGUUCACAGAAUCUACUGUGAACAUCCUGAAGCUCUCAGAUAUUUUAAUAACAGAAGAAGAAGUGUGGUGACGUGUGGAUCAACUUUUACUGUGUAAAUAAAAUGUAAAGAUUUACUGUAAUGUACAGAUUGUUUAGAUUGAUCCUGUAUUUAGGCGUCGCCACAGCAGAUCUGCUCCUCAGUUCUUACACCGGAUUCCCUUCUUGAAGCAACCGUCCUAUUUCUGUCCCGGUUUGGGAUUGGCUGGGUGUUUUAUAUAUAGUAUGAUAUAAUAUAAUAUAAUAUGUAUAUAUACAGUUUAUUCUUUACACGCCUAAGAAGAAUCUUCUUACUUUGGGGCAUUAAUGUGACUGUUUGUUGGUUUAUAAAGUAUUAUAAUUUGUAUUU